Rhodotorula toruloides NP11 is the source of this 444-nucleotide messenger RNA. Its product is annotated as calmodulin. NCBI's taxonomy places the organism in Eukaryota, Fungi, Basidiomycota, Microbotryomycetes, Sporidiobolales, Sporidiobolaceae. The transcript is spliced from 7 exons. The record is from RefSeq and is a predicted model, not a curated record. Gene Ontology annotation, molecular function: calcium ion binding; enzyme regulator activity. Bases 1 to 444 code for a protein of 147 amino acids.
AUGGACCAGCUCAGCGAGGCACAGAUCGCAGAGUUCAAGGAGGCCUUCUCCCUCUUCGACAAAGAUGGAGACGGCACGAUCACGACGCGCGAACUCGGCACCGUCAUGCGCUCGCUCGGACAGAACCCGACAGAGGCAGAGCUCCAGGACAUGAUCAACGAGGUCGACGCGGACGGGAAUGGACAGAUCGACUUUCCCGAGUUCCUCACCAUGAUGGCACGCAAGAUGCGCGAAACCGACUCGGAAGAAGAGGUCCGAGAGGCAUUCAAGGUCUUUGACAAAGACGGGAACGGGUUCAUCUCGGCUGCCGAGUUGAGGCAUGUCAUGACCAACUUGGGCGAAAAGUUGAGCGACCAGGAAGUCGAGGAGAUGAUUCGCGAGGCGGACGUCGACGGCGAUGGACAGAUCAACUACGACGAGUUCGUCAAGAUGAUGAUCAAGUAA